This is a messenger RNA of Leptopilina heterotoma, 1984 nucleotides long. RefSeq names its product sialin-like. Gene Ontology annotation, biological process: monoatomic anion transport; transmembrane transport. Gene Ontology annotation, molecular function: transmembrane transporter activity. NCBI's taxonomy places the organism in Eukaryota, Metazoa, Arthropoda, Insecta, Hymenoptera, Figitidae. Gene Ontology annotation, cellular component: plasma membrane. The transcript is spliced from 9 exons. The coding region runs from base 226 to 1812 and encodes 528 amino acids. The record is from RefSeq and is a predicted model, not a curated record.
UUAACGGAGAUGUUCAUUCACUCGUAAUUUCGAUGACCAGUCCUCACGCGCCGGUUAGGACAGAUUGAUCUACUUUUUCAAAUGUCUAACAGUGUCAGUGGAGUGUAAGUUGUAAAAUGUGUCGGAAAUAUAGGAGUUUUCCGAGGUGAAGGUUGGAAAAAAUUUUUUUUUUCUUUUUUUAAGAAGAAAAAGAAAAAAUCUUCUUUUUAAAAGAAAAGAAGAAGAAUGGCGGCACUUGUACGUCUUAAACGGAGUAGCGUUCAGUUAAGACUAGCCGCACGAGAAGUUAGGGCGGCGGUGCGUGCACGUCAUAUAGUUGCUACCCUCGUAGCAAUUGGAUUCGCACUUUCAGGUGCAGUUGAAGUUAGUUCCUCUGUUGCUUUACUGGCGAAUCAGAAGGGCAAUCAUGCCAUCAUCGAUACAUCUUGGCACUGUGAUAUGCUCGUUAAUAUUAGCAGUCGAAAUAGAACCGAAGAUGUCGGACUCAUUCAAAUGGAAAUACCCCCAGAGGAACGAGCAGAGGCCAACAUGCGAGAGGCAUUUUUAUGGGGCCAAGUUGCUGGACCCAUCUUGGGAGGCUGUUUAGUUUGGGGACGUUCAGGGCCCUCUAUGGUAUUUUCUCGGGCUGUUCUCAGCGCUUGUCUCGCCUCACUUUUGGUCCCAGCCGCAUGGAGGGGGCCCUCUCACGUUGCCCUUCGACUUCUUCAAGGACUUUGCACCGGCGCAACAAUGCCUGCAGCCCAUAUGCUCGCCAUGACUUGGUUUAAAAGCACACACAGAAGCUGGUAUUUCAGUUGUUACGCUGCUGUCAGUGUCGGAUACUGUUUAACCGGAUGGAUUGGAACGGCAGUUGUUAGAUCAUUUGGAAGAGACUCUCUCUGCUAUUGUCUCGCCAUAUUGGCUCUAUGUUGGUACUUCACAUUUGGUCGUUUUGUUAAAGACUUUCCAAGAUCCUAUCAACACGACACCAAUGCGGCUGUUAUACCUUGGGGAAAACUUUUGAGGUCCGUUCCAGUUUGGGCCUCGGCAGUUGCAACAAUGGGGAACCAAUGGGGUGAUGCUACACUCGCCCUCGGUAUGACCAAGUACCUAAAGCUCAUUUACGGUUUUUCCACCGCAAAUGACUCAGUGCUGAUGACUUUACCCCAUAUUGGGCACUUUCUCGCUGCGUUAACAUGUGGCCUCUUGGUCGAUCAUGUCCGGGAAUCUAAGAUUGUAUCAACGACAACGGCGAGGAAACUUGUUGUCUACACUGCGCAUUUUAUUCCGGCCGCCCUCUUAUUUGUGGCUGGUUACGCGGGUUGUCAAGCCUUAGGCGCAGUGUGGUUGGGAAUUGCAGCACUCUUGGUAUCCGGUACCGCUCCAGCGGGCGCAUUAGCGGCAAUUGCCGAUCUUGCGCCUGCGGAAUCACCGGCCUGUGCUGCUGCAGCAUGUGCACUUUGCUCCACCCUGGGCGCGGCUGGUUUACUUGCUGCCAAUUAUUUUGUCACGCAAGCUCUUCACGGAUCUAUCGCAGGUUCUUGGCGAUUGGUAUUUGGCGUGGCAUCUGUCGUUUUAUUGACCACAGCAGCGGUGUUCUUGGCCCUUGGGAAAGGAGUGCCCCAGCCCUGGAUACCUUCUGUUGCAAGACCGCGGAGUCACGACGUCAUUUAUGAACAAGACACCCUCGAACUUGAUUACGAGGACGUUGGCGUACAAACUGAGCCCUACUUAGAUCCGUACAAUUAUGAUGAGGACGCUGAAAGUAUAAAGGACGGUCUUGGCUCUGUGUCCGUUCACUCGACCAUCUCAGCGGCCACGAGUAAUAAUUGAAAGACGCAAAAGAGGUUAAUAUCAUUUUAUUUCUCUCAUAGGAAACCUCAAACUUGUAAAUAAAAUUAUUGUCGUUCUAGGUGCAUUUUCAAUUUAAUUUAAUUUCUAAUUUUCGUUUUACAGGGUUUUGCCACAAAAAAUUAAUUUUUGUUUUUCCCUGACAUUUCCCUGA